Messenger RNA from Solanum stenotomum, 771 nucleotides. RefSeq names its product 2-alkenal reductase (NADP(+)-dependent)-like. NCBI's taxonomy places the organism in Eukaryota, Viridiplantae, Streptophyta, Magnoliopsida, Solanales, Solanaceae. The transcript is spliced from 5 exons. The coding region runs from base 1 to 771 and encodes 256 amino acids. Gene Ontology annotation, molecular function: 2-alkenal reductase [NAD(P)H] activity. The record is from RefSeq and is a predicted model, not a curated record.
AUGGUUGCAGACAAACUCGCCGAAACAGUCAACGAGUCGCCGAAUCUCUUUGGCGAGCUAGAUCAGGCUCGCCGAAAAGAUUGGCUCAGAAAAAUUAGAAAAAUAGGCAAGUCGACGAUAGGAAUGGCCUUUCGUUCUCGCCCAUUCACCGACAUUAGUCUUGCUCGCCAACAAACUUGGCGACACAUCCAGCAGAAAGGAGAAACUGUCUUUGUUUCCGCUGCUUCUGGAAUAGUUGGUCAACUUGUUGGGCAAUUUGAAAAGAUGAUGGGUUGUUAUGUUGUUGGUAGUGAGGGAAGCAAAGAAAAGGUUGAUCUAUUGAAGAGCAACUUUGGUUUUGAUGAAGCUUUUAACUACAAAGAGGAACAUGAUUUAGAUGUAACUUUAAAGAGGUACUUCCCUUAUCGAAUUGACAUCUACUUUGAGAAUGUUGGAGGGAAGAUGCUUGAUGCAGUUCUUGUGAAUAUGAAAGUUCAUGGCCAUAUUUUUUUGUGUGUGAUGAUUUUGCAAUACAACCUUAAGCAGAGUGAAGGGGUGCACAACUUGUUCUGUCUCAUAACAAAACGAAUCUAUAUGGAAGAAUUUGUUGUUACUGACUACUAUCAUAUCUACCAUAAAUAUUUGGAAAUUAUCAUUCCACAAAUAAAGGCUGGUAAGAUUGUGUACGUUGAAGACGUAGCUGAAGGUCUCGAAAGUGCUUCUAGUUCUCUAGUUGGUAUCUUCUCUGGUCGCAAUGUUGGAAAGCUAGCUGUGAUGGUUUUAAGUGAAUGA